Messenger RNA from Epinephelus lanceolatus (giant grouper), 1788 nucleotides. Its product is annotated as alcohol dehydrogenase 1-like. Gene Ontology annotation, cellular component: cytosol. NCBI's taxonomy places the organism in Eukaryota, Metazoa, Chordata, Actinopteri, Perciformes, Serranidae. The record is from RefSeq and is a predicted model, not a curated record. Gene Ontology annotation, biological process: formaldehyde catabolic process. Gene Ontology annotation, molecular function: zinc ion binding; alcohol dehydrogenase (NAD+) activity; S-(hydroxymethyl)glutathione dehydrogenase [NAD(P)+] activity.
AAAUCCAUGGUCUCUCCUCCACACUAUACUGUCCUGCAGUUCUUUCUUUCUCAACUCCUUCUGCACUUUCUGACACUCAGCUUUGCUGCAAAAAUGACCACAGCUGGUAAGGUCAUCAAAUGUAAAGCAGCAGUGGCCUGGGAGCCCAACAAGCCUUUGGUGAUUGAGGAGAUUGAGGUAGCCCCACCCCAGGCCAACGAGAUCCGCAUCAAGAUUGUGGCAACUGGGGUGUGCCACACGGACCUGUAUCAUCUGUUUGAGGGUAUGCCAAAAGACGGCUUCCCAGUAGUUCUUGGCCAUGAAGGAGCCGGCAUCGUAGAGAGCGUCGGGCCUGGAGUCACUGAAUUUCAACCAGGAGACAAGGUGAUUCCUCUGGUUAUCUCCCAGUGUCAACAAUGUCGCUUCUGUAAGAGUCCCGGAACCAACCAGUGUGAGAAAGGAUGGGCUGCUGAUCGUUUUGAUGUGAUGGCAUUAGCAGACUCCAGAUUUACAUGUAAGGGAAAGAAGGUGCUGCAGUUUAUCGAAACCAGUACCUUCUCUGAGUACACUGUGAUUAACCAGAUGGCUGUGGCUAAGAUCGACCCCACUGCUCCUCUGGACAAAGUCUGUCUCCUUGCGUGUGGGGUCACCACAGGAUAUGGAGCAGCAGUUAACACAGCUAAGGUAAAACCAGACUCUACAUGUGCUGUGUUCGGCCUGGGAGCUGUGGGUUUGGCUGCAGUCAUGGGCUGCAAGGCUGCAGGAGCCAAGAGGAUCAUCGCUGUUGACAUCAAUCCAGAGAAGUUUGAAAAAGCCAAGGUGUUCGGUGCAACAGACUUUGUGAACCCCAAGGAUCACAGUAAACCCAUCAGUCAAGUGCUGUCUGAGAUGACUGACGGAGGAGUGGAUUACUCCCUGGAAUGUGUUGGGAAUGUAGAAGUCAUGCGCAAUGCCUUGGAGUCUUGUGUGAAAGGGUGGGGUGUUGGCGUGAUUGUUGGUGCAACAGAUUUGCAAGACUUUUCUACUCGACCUAAUCAGUUCCUUGCUGGCCGCACAUUGAAGGGCUCCCUGUUUGGAGGAUUUAAGAGUAAGGAUGGUGUGCCUCUGAUGGUUAGAGCCUACCUCAACAAGAAGGUGAAGCUGGAUGAGUUCAUCACCCACAACAUGACUUUAGACCAGGUCAAUGAUGCCAUGGAAACGAUGAAGCAUGGAAAAUGCAUCCGAACAGUGCUGAAUGUAUCUCCACAUAAAGACCAUUAUGUUCCUUUCAGUGAUGCCAAAACAUUUCAGUCAGGGAAGACUUAAUUGAAAGAGAUGUUUAAAGAGUAAUACAAUUAAUUUAUGGACAAAGUGCACAAUGGGGGAGUUGAAGAAAAAUUAGAUCUGUGAUUAGAUCCCAUCAUGACCUCAUAAUUUAAAGGAGGUGAUACCAUAAGCUAUACAGGAAAAUCCCCUCAACGAAGUUUAGACACAGGCAGUGGUGAAGAGGUCAAGAGCAAUGGCUGAAGAUCUGGAUGGAUGGGAUGUGUAGCAGGACUUCUGAUGAGCUCACUGGAAGGUGAACUGGGAAGACUGGUUGUGAUAGAAAUAUGAGAUUAAAGGGGUGGUGGAGGAUUACAUCGAUCUGACACUAAAAUGAUAGGUGACAGUGGAAAGGAAAGAAGUUUUAAACUUUGGCAACAAAGAAAUAAUUGGUUUACUUAGGUUGUGGCAGAAUCUGAUGCCUGAUGUCUUGAACUCUGAACACUAUUCAAUGGAAUACAUGCAGAUUGUGAUAAAUGUGUUCAAAUAAACAAAUGGGAUCUGUGG